GUCCUCCCUGGGGGAGGGGGGGGGCGCGGGGCCCGGAGCUGAGCCGCAGCCGGAGGACCGAGGUAACAAGAUGGCGGAGAGGACGUGAGUGCCCUGUCCCCCCACGUGGAGAACCAUCAUGCAGAAACCUAGCGGCCUGAAGCCCCCCGGCCGGGGGGGAAAGCACUCAAGCCCCAUGGGUAGGACCUCGGCUGGCUCAGCUUCCUCCUCCGCCUUGCCAUCGGCGGCCACCGGCUCCAAGGAAGGGUCCCCGCAGCACAAGCCCACGCCGGCCCCAGCCCCGGGCCCCGCCGCGCCCGGCCCCGCCGCCCCCGAGAAGCCGGGCCCGCGGGCGGCCGAGGCGGGCGACGAGUCGACCGGUGACUUCGAGGUGGGCGAGCGCGUGUGGGUGAACGGCGUGAAGCCGGGCUCGGUGCAGUUCCUCGGGGAGACGCAGUUCGCGCCCGGGCAGUGGGCUGGCGUGGUGCUGGACGAACCCGUGGGCAAGAACGACGGCGCGGUGGGCGGCGUGCGCUACUUCGAGUGCCCGGCGCUGCGCGGCAUCUUCACGCGCCCGUCCAAGCUGGCGCGGCAGCCGGCCGAGGGCGCCGAGCGUGAGGCGCGCGAGCCCCGCGAGCCACUCACCGCGCACAACCUGUCCCUGCACGCCAGCAGCGCCACGCCGCCGCCCGGCCGCGCCCUGCCGCUGCGCGACGCAGUGCUGGGCUCCGGCAAGGCCGGCAACGAGUCCGGCUCCAACCUGUCCGACAGCGGCUCGGUGAAGCGGGGUGACAAGGACCUGCGGCUGGGAGACCGCGUGCUGGUUGGUGGGACGAAGACGGGUGUGGUGCGGUAUGUGGGGGAGACCGACUUUGCCAAGGGCGAGUGGUGUGGCGUGGAGCUGGACGAGCCCCUGGGGAAGAACGACGGCGCGGUGGCGGGCACCAGGUACUUCCAGUGCCCACCCAAGUUCGGCCUCUUCGCGCCCAUCCAUAAGGUGAUCCGCAUUGGCUUCCCAUCCACCAGCCCGGCCAAGGCCAAGAAGACGAAGCGCAUGGCCAUGGGCGUCUCUGCACUCACCCACAGCCCCAGCAGCUCCUCCAUCAGCUCCGUCAGCUCCGUGGCCUCCUCCGUCGGGGGCCGGCCCAGCCGCAGCGGUCUGCUCACGGAGACGUCCUCACGCUACGCCCGCAAGAUCUCGGGCACCACGGCCCUGCAGGAGGCGCUGAAGGAGAAGCAGCAGCACAUCGAGCAGCUGCUGGCGGAGCGCGACCUGGAGCGCGCAGAGGUGGCCAAAGCCACCAGCCACAUCUGCGAAGUGGAGAAGGAGAUCGCGCUGCUCAAGGCACAGCACGAGCAGUACGUUGCAGAGGCAGAGGAGAAGCUGCAGCGGGUGCGGCUGCUGGUGGACAGUGCGCGGAAGGAGAAGGUGGAGCUGUGCAACCAGCUGGAGGAGGAGAGGAGGAAGGUGGAGGACCUACAGUUCCGUGUGGAGGAAGAGUCUAUCACCAAGGGGGACCUGGAGACCCAGACCCAGCUGGAGCACGCCCGCAUUGGGGAGCUGGAGCAGAGCCUGCUACUGGAGAAGGCGCAGGCCGAGCGGCUGCUCAGGGAGUUAGCGGAUCACAGGCUGACCACGGUGGCUGAGAAGUCUCGGGUCCUGCAGCUGGAGGAGGAGCUGACCCUGCGGCGCGGUGAGAUCCAAGAGCUACAGCAGUGCCUGCUGCAGUCGGGGCCGCUGCCCGCGGACCACCCCGAGGCGGCCGAAGCGCUGCGGCUGCGAGAGCGGCUGCUGUCCAGCGCAGAGCAGCUGCAGGAGAGCGGCACGCUCCGGGACAAGUACGAGGAGGCUCUGAAGGCCUACCAGGCCGAGGCGGACAAGCUGCGGGCGGCCAACGAGAAGUAUGCGCAGGAGGUAGCUGACCUGAAGGCCAAAGUGCGGCAGGCCACGCACGAGAACAUGGGCCUCAUGGACAACUGGAAGUCCAGGCUGGACUCGCUGGCCUCAGACCACCAGAAGUCCCUGGAGGGGCUCAAGGCCACGCUGAGCUCGGGCCCUGGAGCCCAGCAGAAGGAGAUCGGGGAGCUGAAGGCGGUGAUAGAGGGCAUCAAGAUGGAGCACCAGCUGGAGCUGGGCAACCUGAGAGCCAAGCAGGACCUGGAGACGGCCAUGCAUGCCAAGGAGAAGGAGGGCCUGCAGCAGAAGCUGCAGGAGGCCCAGGACGAGCUGGCCGGCCUGGAGCAACAGUGGCAGGCCCAGCUGGAGGCCCAAGCCACCCAGCACCGGCAGGAGCUGCAGGAGGCCCAGGACCAGUGCCGGGACGCCCAGCUCCGGGCGCAGGAGCUAGAGGGUCUGGACGUGGAGUACCGUGGCCAGGCGCAGGCCAUUGAGUUCCUCAAGCAGCAGAUUGCCCUGGCUGAGAAGAAAAUGCUAGACUUUGAGCUGCUGCAGCGGGCCGAAGCCCAGAGCAAGGCGGAGGCCGAGACUCUGCGGGAGAAGCUCCUGGUGGCCGAGAACAGACUCCAGGCGCUUGAGUCCCUGUGCUCAGCUCAGCACAGCCAUGUGAUCGAGGCCAACGACAUUUCGGAGAAGAAACUGAGCAUGAAGGAGAUGGUGGAGGACCUGCAGGACAAGCUGCACAAGAGGGACAAGGAAGUGAUGGCAUUGACAUCUCAGGCUGAGACGCUCGGGGCCCAAGUAAGUGCGCUGGAGGCCAAGUGCAAGGCUGCAGAAAAGAGAACGGAGGCGCUGCUGAAGGAGAAGCGGCGUGUGGAGGCCGAGCUGGACGCUGCGGCCCGCAGGACCCACGACGGCUCAGGCCAGCUGGUCACGCUCAGCCGGGAGCUGCUGCGGAAGGAGCGGAGUCUGAAUGAGCUUCGGGUGCUGCUCCUGGAGGCCAAUCGCCAUUCACCAGGCCCUGAGCGGGACCUCAGCCGCGAGGUGCACAAGGCCGAGUGGCGGAUCAAGGAGCAGAAACUGAAGGAGGACAUCCGGGGCCUGCGAGAAGAGCUCAUGGGGCUGGACAAGGACCGGGGCCUGGCAGAGCAGAGGCGCUUCUCCCUCAUCGACCCCACGUCGGCGCCCGAGCUGCUGCGCCUGCAGCACCAGCUGCUGAGCACCGAGGACGCGCUGCGCGAGGCCCUGGAGCUCACGCGCCAGGUGGACAAGCUUGUGGAGGCCAUGCGGGGUCCUGACAGGGCCCAGACCUUCACUUCCGGUUCUGCCAAUGGCAUCCACCAGCCAGACAAGGCCCAGAAGCAGGAGGACCGGCACUGACCCCACGGGACCCGGAGGCGGCGCGGCCCGGGCUGGACAACAUAGCGCUGUGACCACAGGACCUUCGCCCCUGCCGGACCAGGUGCCUGGAGCUCGCCAUCCACUGCGCGGCCCACGCCCCGCCCUCACCCGGUCAUGAAGAAGCUUCUGGAACUUUUGGGGGGAGGCUGAGAUGACGCUGCCAGAGUCCUCUCCCAGAGCAAGCCACCCUGCCACCUGCCUGGGUGCCCGGGCUAGGUGGUGCCUCUCGCUGCCCCCUCCCCUGGCCCCCGGGACAGGACAGCCUGGAGAUCUGCACCUCCUGGGGGGCCUCCAUGCCCUGGUCUUCCUGCCCAGGAGGGCCUGCUGGGGGACAGGGCUCCCUGCCAGCCGCAGUAUUAUGCCCACCGCCAGCCCCUCUCCGCCCUGGCCUGGAGCCGGGGUGCCCAGGGCUGGUCCCAUGUUCUCCCUGGGCCAUGCAGCCUGGCCACUGUCCAUGCCUUGUAGUUGAGCCCAGUGGCCGCAAGGCAAGCAUGGCACAUGUGGGCAGUGCCCAGCCUCCGCCUGGCAGCAGCCAGAGCCCCACACAAGCCAGCGGGGUGCGGCGCCCAGGCUGCAGCGGCCUCCCUGCUGGCCCCACGUCGCAGCUCCCCACAGCUCCCCCUAGCCGUGGGGCAGGACGGGCAGUCCAGUACCCCCAGGUACUGGCUGGCGGGGGUCACGGUCACCCCAAGGCAGCUAUGGGGUACAGCCUUGUCCCCGCCCUGUGCCCCCCACUCUCUUCUGGCUUCUGUAGCAGAUUUAGUAACAUCAGCUUGGAAGCAAUGCGCGUUAGAGGCCUGGCCAGAGACAGCACGGCUGCUUCUAGCACAAUCCAGCAGCUGGAGUACUCGCAGGCCAGUCAGGGAGGGUGGCGCGGCAGGUGUGUGACAAGCCAUGUGGAUGGCCUGCUGCACGUGUGGCCACUGGGUGCCCUCCCCCGCCCUGUCCCCUUCCCCCUCCCCUUCUCCCCCCCUCCGCCCCUUGGAAUCGUGGAAGCGUGGCUCGUCUGUCUCCGGGCAAUAAAGCUUGUGACUAGGAGCCUAGUGGUCCUGCAGGACUCUGUGUGGGUGCCUGGGUGGGGACCCCGAAUCACCCCAGGGCAGCACCCCUCCAGGGGUACCAGGAGGGGAGCUGCUCCUCACUUCCUUGUCUGUUGCCAGCUAGUGCCUACUCACCUGUGAAUGGCUGCGGGGGGUGCCUCUGAGAGGCUGCAGUAGAC
Perognathus longimembris pacificus (Pacific pocket mouse) is the source of this 4496-nucleotide messenger RNA. RefSeq names its product CAP-Gly domain containing linker protein 2 (gene Clip2). Gene Ontology annotation, cellular component: cytoplasm; nucleus; microtubule plus-end. The coding region runs from base 119 to 3256 and encodes 1045 amino acids. The transcript is spliced from 17 exons. Lineage: Eukaryota; Metazoa; Chordata; Mammalia; Rodentia; Heteromyidae. Gene Ontology annotation, molecular function: microtubule plus-end binding. The record is from RefSeq and is a predicted model, not a curated record. Gene Ontology annotation, biological process: cytoplasmic microtubule organization.